Molecule: messenger RNA, 1200 nt
Organism: Ambispora gerdemannii
Lineage: Eukaryota; Fungi; Glomeromycota; Glomeromycetes; Archaeosporales; Ambisporaceae
Source: the annotation of a GenBank genome assembly
AUGUUCGGCACCAAUUUUACUGGCAUUAUCUCUUAUCCUUUUCGCGGUUGGAAGAAAAGUGGAAAGGAAGUUAUUAUUCCGGGAAUUGGCUUUAAAGAUGUCGGGGGUUUGCAGGAAGCCAAGGAGGAAUUAGGGGAAGUAGUUUCCUAUUUUCAUAAUCCGCAGUCCUUUUGGCAACGAGGAGCUAAGGUUCCGAAAGGUGUCUUAUUAGUUGGCCCACCCGGCAAUGGUAAAACUUUAUUGGCCAAAGCUUUGGCUGGUGAAUGUCGUAUGCCUUUUCUUUUUCGUUCUGGUUCCGAAUUUGAAGAAAUGAUGGUCGGGAUGGGAGCCCGGCGGAUGCGGGAACUUUUCAAGCAAGCCCGCAGUUAUCCCCAAGGAUGUAUUAUUUUCAUUGAUGAAAUUGACGCUAUUGGCCGCAAAAGAUAUUCGGCCAAUGCUGGUCAUGCCGAACAAACUUUAAACCAAUUAUUAAGUGAACUGGACGGAUUUCAUCCCCGCGAUAACAUUAUUAUUUUGGCGGCUACUAAUUCCUUAAAUGUUUUGGAUAGUGCUCUGUUACGACCCGGCCGGUUUGACCGCAAAAUUUACAUAUCUCCUCCUAAUUUAAAAGGACGACGAGAGAUAAUUAGGCUUUGUGUUCGCAAACUGCCACUUAAAUAUGAUGUUGAUUUGGAAGAAAUUGCCGCCAUGACUAAGGGUUUGAGCGGAGCCCAAAUUACUAAUAUCUUUAAUGAGGCCUCUAUUUUAAGUAUCCGUCGCGGAGAAAAAUUUAUUGAUUACGAAAUGAUUUUUGAAGCCCACGACCGAGUAUUAAUGGGACCUUCUUUAACUAGUCAAACCUUGACAGUUGCUAAAAAGAGAAUAGUUGCUUAUCAUGAGGCUGGUCAUGCCAUCGUUGGCCUGAGUUUGCCCGAAACAGUGGUCAAAAAAAUCACCAUCAUUCCGCGCUGGUCGGCCGGUGGUCGAGGUAGCGAAGAAUUAGUUUUUGGUCUGGAGUAUAUUACCGUGGGCGCUUACAGCGAUUUUAAACAAGCAACGAGCAUUGUUCGGGAUUUAAUUUUGCGUUAUGGGAUGUCUGAUUUGGGGAUUGUUCCGACUCAAGAAACUUUUUUUUCUAGUGAAGAAAUACCACCAGAAUUGCCGGAAGUAGCCAAGCAAAAAAUCGAGAAAGAACGUGAAAAAAUAAUGAACCAAUGCUGA